Messenger RNA from Xenia sp. Carnegie-2017, 1619 nucleotides. RefSeq lists its product as uncharacterized. Lineage: Eukaryota; Metazoa; Cnidaria; Anthozoa; Malacalcyonacea; Xeniidae. The record is from RefSeq and is a predicted model, not a curated record. The transcript has 2 exons. The coding region runs from base 57 to 1031 and encodes 324 amino acids.
UUGUUCCAAAACGCUUGGCUUUGUGAGUUAAUUUUGAUAGAGACAAAUUUACAUCGAUGGAUAAUACGUUUUGCGAAGACGGUUAUGAAGUGAAGUUUUACGAAGAUGAGUUGCCCUCAUUCGAUUCCACUGAUGGAAUCAAAGCUUUCUUCAAGAAACGAAAAGCCAAGAAAACCGAAGCUGCUCGCUUGAGGCAGAAACAACAAAUGGGCGCAGCAUUUGGCGAAACGACUUUUGACUGUGAAGCCUUUAGAUCGAUCACUGGAACGUUUUAUAGCAAAGAAUCGAGUUGCAAAAAUGCAUUUGGUUUUCCGUCCUUGUUCCAUGAAGAGCGUGUUGAACGUUUUCAUGAAGACGUUUUGAACGCCAACCUGACUGAACAUGGUGAUUUAAUAAAGAAAUUGUUAACUGAUAUAGAAACUUCACUUCCGAGGUUCCGAGAUACAGAUGAAAUUAAACAGCAAUUCAUCGAUGAAUUGCAUUACCAGCAAAUUUCCCUAAACGAUAUUGGCGAUCUUAAUUUGAACACGAUGGUCAAACUGAAUGCCAUCAGUCAAAAUAUGAACUGGAAUAAGUUCUUCUCGGAAGCGUACAUCGGCCUUUAUCAAUGCAUCUGGAUUCUACAAAAGGACGAGAAUCUUUCCCAAUCUUCAGUAAGAUUGAUAGGCACGUUGAAGAACGUCGUAGCAAUUAUACGUCAUGGAAUGUUGGAGCUGGGCUUUGUAGUCGUGGAUGAAGAAAAGGAAAGGAAAAAAUACAAACAGAUGACAUUGAAUAAACUUGAAAGCUGGACGGACGAGUAUUUGCAUGGAUGUGUGAAUCGUCAUAUAUGUAGGGAUUACCGUUUUAUGAAGAUAUUCCUUGUUUUGAUCAUGGAUUACCAGAUCGUGUCCGAAAUCCAGUCCGCCAUUGACAGUUUUGCUUACAAAAUUCACGCUCUGCAGGAUAUGGUAAUUGUCAGGCAUUCACAUCACGCCAUGUUCUCAAGCAACUACUGCAAUGGCCUUUUUGACUUCUCAGGGUUCGCUUAGAGAACGAUAUGGUGAAAUGUUUUAUUGUUCUAGUUAUGAUUAGGAGAACUAUUUUCGUUUCCGUGUUGUUAGAUCAGAAAUAUUGUUAUAAAACGUUCCAACAAAUUAGCUGUUUAGUCAGAGAAAACCCAUUAAAUAGUAAGUAGCCAAUGGACGCAUCGACACUUAGGAACUAUGGAUGUAUCAACUCCUCGAUACUUCCUGCACGUCUUGAAAGUGUUCCGAAGUUAAUGGAGCCGAUCUAUUUAUAGACCUAUGGAAAAGUGAAAGCUCAUGAAAAUGAUUUAUGUUACAAGGAUAAUCCAAUCAACUGAGAUGAUCUGAUUAAGGAUCAUUGAUAUCAUACAGAACGCUUUCUCCUCGGCCUCAUUACUAGGUUAUUUUUUAGUGUAUAUUUAGUUUUGACCAUUUUCCAAAGUUUAUUUUUUAAUUGUAACAUAUGUACAAAUGAUUUGCGAUUUUUUCUCCUCUCUAAAUCAAAGUUUUAUUAUAUUUUACAGUUUCUGUAAAUAUUUUUAUUUCAAUCUGUGAAUAGUGGAAGUGCUCUUUUGUAGUUAUGAAAGGAAUUAAAAAUGUUUUAAAUUUUUA